Messenger RNA from Pichia kudriavzevii, 2433 nucleotides. RefSeq lists its product as uncharacterized. Gene Ontology annotation, molecular function: RNA polymerase I core binding; RNA polymerase I general transcription initiation factor activity. The record is from RefSeq and is a predicted model, not a curated record. The coding region runs from base 1 to 2433 and encodes 810 amino acids. Gene Ontology annotation, biological process: transcription initiation at RNA polymerase I promoter. The transcript has a single exon. Lineage: Eukaryota; Fungi; Ascomycota; Pichiomycetes; Pichiales; Pichiaceae. Gene Ontology annotation, cellular component: nucleus.
AUGAUGACUUUCCUACCCACCAUCAACCAAGAAAAAAGACCUUUUGAUUCUAUAGCUGACACUAACGAGGACGUUUCGACAUCAACUAAAAAUGUCGCUAUUUCCUCCUCCUCUACAAAGAGAGUUAAGAAGCGCCCAUCUGCAAAUUCAAAAUCAGCUACCGUGGCACCACCAAAUGGGAAUGCAACCUCCUUUGGUGCAAAAAUGAUUAUCCAACUCACCAAAUCAGCUACUGCAUCUUUAGACAAAAAAGUUUCUUCUGAGAUCAAUGCUGGAUCAUCAUCGUCGCCGUCGUCACAUCAAAAAAUAUUCGAAGAAUCACCAAUUCAAAAUUUGGCUUCAAUUAUUGCACUCCCUAUAUCAAAUCCAAAAGCAAUCAGCUCAAGCAAUUUAUCAUUGGUUUUGUCCCAAUUGACUCCAGAGAUCGCCAGGUUUGACAAUUCGGACGCUUUACCUCUUAUACAGUCAAUAUUGAAAAUCAAUUGGAUAUAUCAUCAUUCUAAAGAUGUAAAUUUUUCCAAACAUUAUGCAACUUUUCUAACGGUACUGGUGUCGACGUUUCCAUCUUGGUGGAAAGAUAUUGCUCAUAGAAUUAUCAAGGAUUUUACCAGACAGACUCCACAGGUUUUAAAUUCGCAUCAUGAAACUUUGAAGAAAUUGAUAUCUUUAGCUCCAACUUCUUCAAACUCUUUACCAAGACUACUAAAGGACAAUUUCCCCAACAGGAAUUCUCCCAAAAGUGAAAUUAUAAAUUAUGUUAAAAACAUAUUACAUUUAACUAGCUAUUACAAUGUCUUGAUCAAUCAUGUUUGGACUUUGGUUUUUGAAAAUUUCAUCAAAUUGGAUGUUGAAUUUCAAAACCAAAUUGAUGAAGUUGAUGAUGAUGACCUCUCUGAAGCUUUAGGCCUCGACGAGGAUGAUGAGGAUAAUGCUAGUGCUGGCGAUGAUGAUAAUGCUGAUAGUGAUGAUGAUGAGAGUCUAGGUAGUGAUGAUGAUUUUGAUGGAGAUGAUUUAAAUCAGACUCGAAAUCAUGCAAAGCAACCAAAAAUAUUGAAAACUGUUGAAAAAGAAUUGGCCGAUUCGGAUGAUGAAAAUGAAGAUGAAAAGCAAGUUGACUCAAAACGUACAACUGUAAUUAAAGUUUCAAAAAAUAAUAACAUUCAUAACAAUAACAUAGGAGAUCUAGAAGGUGGUAACAAUGACGAGGAUGAUGAGAAUGAGUUUGAUGAUGAUAUGUUAGACUCUGAAGCUGAGUAUAAUUUGGAAUUGGAAUCAUUAUCAGAUUUAUCCUCUAAACUUGACAAUUUACUCUCAUCUAUACUAGAAUACCUAACGCCUAACUUGUCAGUUAAUUCUUUGGAAUCCGGACAUGGUAUUUCAAUCUUCACCGCCCUGACGAAUGUUUUCCGAACGAUAACUUUACCGACACAUGGAACUAAGGCCACACAAUACAUACUUUUCUACGCAGCUCAACAGCAACCAGAAUUAAUUGACGCAUUCCUAGUGUCCUUAUUUGAAAUUGCAUUCAAUACAGAUAAAAAGAACAAUGAGUCUUCAAAUGGUUUGAUGUCUUUUUCUGGCUCAUCGGGCAAUAAUGUCGGUAGUUUGAACAUUAGGAUAACAGGUAUUCAAUACAUUGCAAGUUUUGUUGCACGUGCAAGCAAGAUGUCGGCUACUCAAAUCCAUUCUGUAGUAACUUUCCUAGUUGAUUAUUGUACUGCAUAUAUGGAAGAGAAUGAAGACGAUGAUGAUGGUGAUGGUGAUGAUGUCGGAUAUAAUGUGACAAAUACAUCAAUUCUAUCAUCUAGAAGUAAUAGCUCCACGUUUAAUAAGGGGAGAGAAUUUAAUCCCAACAAACAUACCAUUUUUUACAGUUUAGUUCAAGCAUUAAUGUACAUUGUCUGUUUUAGGCACAAUUCUCUACGAGUGUCAGAAAAUGAUGACAGUGUCUCCGGAACAAAAUUGUCCAAAACUGGCUGGGUUGCAGAACUCGAUCGAUUUUUUACUAGAGCUAUCAUUUCUAAGUACGAUCCUCUAAGGUGGUGUAAUGAAACGGUUGUUUUAAUCUUCUCGAGAGUUUCCCAGUCCGAAGGUAUCUGCUACACAUGGAGCGUUCUUGAAAGAAUAAAGCGUGAACGUGUUGGGAGGAUCGUAUCAAGUGGCAAUUCUUCAAUCUCGCAAAAGGAAGUACCUACUAAUACAACUUCGAGGGUAUCCAAUGCGAAUGUUGGUACUUCAUCGUCAAUGCGUGCCACACAAGAAUUCCUUGAUUUGGUGGCGUUUUUCCCAUUUGACCCGUUAUUAUUGAAGAAAUCUCAUAAAAUAGUCCAAGACACGUAUGUGGAAUGGGAUAAUGGGGACGAUGAUGACGAUGAUGAUGACGAUGAAGGAGGGGAAGAGGAUGAUGAGGAUGGCGAUAAUGAAAGCGAAUAG